ACGGCCCGGAAGUGAUUCCCGAAGCACCGGCCUCGUGCGUUCGCGGCUUGGGCGCUGCGUUGCCGCGGUCGCUGCCAUGACUAAAAUAAAAGCAGAUCCCGACGGGCCGGAGGCUCAGGCGGACGCGUGCUGCGGGGAGCGCACUUACCAUGAGCUGCUGGUGAACCUGAACCCCAUCGCGCAGCCUCUGGCUUCUCGCCGCCUCACGCGGAAGCUCUACAAAUGCAUCAAGAAAGCCGUGAAGCAGAAGCAGAUACGGCGCGGGGUCAAGGAGGUUCAGAAAUUUAUCAACAAAGGCGAGAAAGGGAUCAUGGUUUUGGCAGGAGACACACUACCCAUUGAGGUAUACUGCCACCUCCCAGUUAUGUGUGAAGACCGGAACUUGCCCUACGUCUACAUCCCAUCUAAGACGGACCUGGGUGCAGCUGCCGGCUCCAAGCGCCCCACCUGCGUGAUAAUGGUCAAGCCCCACGAGGACUAUCAGGAGGCCUAUGAUGAGUGCCUGGAGGAGGUGCAGGCCCUGCCCCCGCCCAUGUGAAGGACUUAGGCAGCAACCUGGGCACCUGCUCCAGAAGCUGCUGGAUUGGCAGCAAGCCAGCUGGCUGCCCUGCUGCUGCCCACAUUCACGGCAUCUCCAUGGUCCCCCGAGGCACGUAUUCUUCCCAGGCAGCUCCAGCAGCUCCUUCACAACGGCAAAGCCCGCAUCUGCUCCAUCAGUGCUAUUUCCUGUUGAGCUUCAGUGAAGACAGUUCCAAUAAUGAUGUGGGGGGAGUAAAUGUGAAAACCAAA
Molecule: messenger RNA, 789 nt
Organism: Hippopotamus amphibius kiboko
Lineage: Eukaryota; Metazoa; Chordata; Mammalia; Artiodactyla; Hippopotamidae
Gene: NHP2
Product: NHP2 ribonucleoprotein
Exons: 4
Coding region: 77-538 (153 amino acids)
Biological process (GO): rRNA pseudouridine synthesis; snRNA pseudouridine synthesis
Cellular component (GO): nucleolus; box H/ACA snoRNP complex
Molecular function (GO): box H/ACA snoRNA binding
Source: RefSeq, a predicted model, not a curated record